Messenger RNA from Rhodofomes roseus, 1580 nucleotides. RefSeq names its product glutathione-dependent formaldehyde dehydrogenase. Bases 314 to 1450 code for a protein of 378 amino acids. The transcript has 12 exons. Gene Ontology annotation, biological process: formaldehyde catabolic process. Gene Ontology annotation, molecular function: S-(hydroxymethyl)glutathione dehydrogenase [NAD(P)+] activity; zinc ion binding. Gene Ontology annotation, cellular component: cytosol. The record is from RefSeq and is a predicted model, not a curated record. Lineage: Eukaryota; Fungi; Basidiomycota; Agaricomycetes; Polyporales; Fomitopsidaceae.
UCGCGAGGACGGUCGUGGACGGUUUGCGGCAGACAUAGCACGGGCGCGCGGUGGCGACCGCCUGGGGGACGAGGGUGGACUGUCUGUGCGGACGCGGUGGAACACGGACUCACCCGCUUGUAGUAGAUGUUCUGAAAAGACAUGAGAGUACACGAGAUGGCGCGGAUGACCGCCUGAGCGACCCUGCCCCUCCCGACUCCAGACGGGCGAUGAUCAAGUGAUAAGUCCCGGCCACGGAAGAACGCCCCGCCCGCCUUAUAAACCACCCAGGCAGACAUCGCCCCUCACACCGUCCUCCUUUCUCACAACACCCAUGUCCACCGCAGGGCAAGUCAUCAAGUGCAAGGCCGCCGUCUGCUGGGGCGCAGGCGAGCCCCUCAAGCUCGAGGAGGUCGAGGUCGCGCCCCCGCGCGCCCACGAAGUCCGCAUCAAGAUCCUCUACACAGGUAUCUGCCACACGGACGAGUACACCCGCAGCGGCAAGGAUCCCGAGGGCGUGUUCCCCGUCGUUCUCGGCCACGAGGGUGGUGGAAUUGUCGAGUCCGUCGGCGAAGGCGUUACGAGCGUCUCUGUUGGCGACCAUGUCAUUCCCCUUUACACCGCUGAAUGCCGUGAGUGCAAGUUCUGCAAGAGCGGGAAGACAAACCUGUGCGGUAGCGUGCGCGCCACCCAGGGUCGGGGUCUGAUGCCGGACGAGUCUGUUCGGUUCACCUGCAAGGGCCAGCCAAUCCACCACUUCAUGGGCACGUCGACCUUCUCGCAAUAUACUGUCGUCGCGGAUGUAUCCGUCGUGGCCGUGAGCCCGAAGGCUCCUCUCGAGCGUGUCUGCCUGCUCGGUUGUGGUAUCACCACCGCCUGGGGAGCAGUCGUCAAGCAGCCAGGCAUCCCGGGCAGCACCGUCGCUGUGUUCGGUUGCGGAGCCAUCGGUCUCGGCGUCAUCGCGACGUCCGCGCUCGUCAAGGCCUCGCGCGUCAUCGCCGUCGACACGAACCCUAACAAGGAAGCGUGGGCGAAGAAGAUGGGCGCGACGGAGUUCGUAAACCCGGCCAAACUCCCGGAGGGCAAGCGCAUCCAGGACUACCUCGUCGAAAUCACCGACGGCGGCCUCGACUACACGUUCGACUGCACGGGUAACGUCCAUGUCAUGCGUGGGGCGCUUGAGGCGUGCCACAAGGGAUGGGGUGUCAGCACGAUCAUCGGUGUCGCUGCUGCUGGCCAGGAGAUCUCCACCAGGCCGUUCCAACUCGUCACUGGCCGAACCUGGCGUGGAUCGGCGUUCGGUGGUGUGAAGGGCCGUACCGAGAUCCCCGGUCUUGUCGAGGACUACCUCCAGGGCAAGGUCAAGAUCGACGAGUACGUCACUCACAGCCGGACGCUGGACGACAUAAACGCCGGCUUCAGCGACAUGCACGCCGGAGAUUGCAUUCGUUGUGUAGUUGACAUGUCGUAGAGUUUGCCGACGUGCCGAUCGAGAAAAGUGUGGGCAAGAGAUGACAUGUAGCUGUAACAUUGUACCACCACAUCAAUACAACUGGUCUUUAGUGCAAGCGAAACCUCGGUGCAGAAGAGUACAACGUCGU